UUUUUGACAUCAUCAAUCAGUUCACAUUUCCCCUUCACUGGAAAACUGAAACACAAACACCUUUACCAUUAAUUUCACGCCAACUCAAUUCACGGGCGAAAACAAGGUCAAAAUCUCCUCUCACCAUCCGCUCUAAUGUCUGCUUCUCUAGCCCUAGCGGCCUUCAAUUUCAGGCCUACACUACCUUUCGCACCAUCGCCGUCAUCCGCUUCAGCUCCGCGAUCCGGCCGGCGAACUAUGGCCGGUGGUGUUAGGUCGGAGAUGAAGCUGUACAAAGGAACGCACAUGAGGGAGCAGCGGCUGGCGGAGAUGAUCGAGAAGAAGGUUGCGGAGGCGACGCAGGUAUGCGGCGAGGACGAGACUUCCGACGAGUGCAAGGUGGCGUGGGACGAGGUGGAGGAGGUGAGCCAGGCGAAGGCCGAUCUCCGCCUCAAAAUCCAUCAGCUCCAGCAGGAUCCGCUCGAACACUUCUGCCAGGAGAAUCCGGAAACCGAUGAGUGCCGCAUUUAUGAGGAUUGACGAUCGUUGAUUGAUCCGCGCUAUCUCUUGAUCCGCCACCUGCAAAAUAAUUUGGUAUCGAUUUGAUUCAUCUUAAACCUGUGUUGUUGUAAAUCAUCGGUUUGUGAUUUCUUAGUUUGUGUGAUUUUGUGUGACGGGAUCCUGUAUUACUCCUCUGGUGAUUUCUUAGUUUGUUAAUGUCAAAUUCAUCCACUUGAGCACCUCUUGAAAA
This is a messenger RNA of Salvia splendens (bonfire salvia), 730 nucleotides long. RefSeq names its product calvin cycle protein CP12-3, chloroplastic-like. Bases 136 to 519 code for a protein of 127 amino acids. NCBI's taxonomy places the organism in Eukaryota, Viridiplantae, Streptophyta, Magnoliopsida, Lamiales, Lamiaceae. Gene Ontology annotation, biological process: negative regulation of reductive pentose-phosphate cycle. Gene Ontology annotation, cellular component: chloroplast. The record is from RefSeq and is a predicted model, not a curated record. The transcript has a single exon.